Molecule: messenger RNA, 600 nt
Organism: Sinocyclocheilus anshuiensis
Lineage: Eukaryota; Metazoa; Chordata; Actinopteri; Cypriniformes; Cyprinidae
Gene: bncr
Product: bouncer
Exons: 2
Coding region: 20-451 (143 amino acids)
Biological process (GO): sperm-egg recognition
Cellular component (GO): membrane
Source: RefSeq, a predicted model, not a curated record
GUGGGUUUUCUGGGACGAAAUGGAGUUUUUGGUGUUGUGUAAAGCUGGUCUGUGCUGGAUCCCAGGUCUAGUCCUCCUGGUUCUGUGUCUCCGUCCUCCUGCUGUCCUGUGUGAAAACCUCUACUGCUACUACUGUCCUCAGACGUCCUUCAACAGGAGCUGCAGGCACGUUCUGUCGGAGUGCCGCCCGCAGGAGCUCUGCUUCACCGCCCGGGGCUGGUUCGGACGUGCACCCGUUCUGUUCUCCAAAGGCUGCAUGUCGCAGAGAGACUGCUUCCGAUCCAGCAGUCAAAUGAUCCGCGGGAACAACAUCAGCUUCACGUACUCGUGCUGCGGCCGUCCUUACUGUAACUCGAGCCGGCGCUGCGAUCACAGCCUCGCGCUGCUCACGGUGUCUGCUGUCGCUGCGAGCGUCAUGACGGCCCUCUGGACUCGAGCUGGACUCUCCUGAUGCCCACCCGAGCUGAGAGCGACCUGGUCUCUGAGCUGAGAGACCUGGACAGGGCGCAGGACUCUCCUGCUACUGAGAUCUUAACGAGCUGUUUGAAACUUGUGUCAAGUUCACUUUUAACUGAGUCUCAUUAAAUCUGUUGAUUUUAA